AUGGCUUCAACCAUGCAUCUGACACUUGUGCUUCUAUGCCUUGUCGUCAGUCACGCUCAUGGGUCAAGCCGCGUCCUCCGAUGGUCUGACGAUUCGGAUGCCUCGCCGUCGACGACAAGUUGCCCGUCGAUCACUUCAGCUCUGUCUGACUACUCCGGCCACGCCAGCGUCAAGUACGUGCCGCUGGUGACCAACCCGACUGGGCCCAACUUCUACUACGUCGACCUCGUUGCCAUCGCCAUCAACGGCAAGGACCUUCUUCCGUUCCCGCCAGCCUUGUUCAGGGGCAACGGGACGAUGAUCGACUCGCAGUCGGCGUUCACCUACCUGAACAAGCCCAUCUACGCUGCUCUCCGCGAAGAGUUCAGGAAGGCGAUGGCGCAGUACCCACCGGCGCCUGCGUUCAGCGAUCUUGACACGUGCUACAACUUCACCUUGACCGAGUACAUCUACCUCCCGAACAUCACUUUCAGGUUCGGGAACGGCGAGACCAUGGACCUCGACGACAGGCAGUUCAUGUACUUCUUCCGCGAGCACCUCAUCGACGGCUUCCCCUUCGGGUGCCUCGCGUUCGCGGCAGCACCCGACGAGAAUUUCCCCAGGAACUUCAUUGGAACCCAGGUGCAGCGGACCAAGGAAAUCGUCUACGACGUGCGCGGUGGCAAGGUUGCCUUUGUCCCCAGCCGUUGCGGCUUGCGUUGA
Miscanthus lutarioriparius is the source of this 702-nucleotide messenger RNA. The record is from the annotation of a GenBank genome assembly. NCBI's taxonomy places the organism in Eukaryota, Viridiplantae, Streptophyta, Magnoliopsida, Poales, Poaceae.